Molecule: messenger RNA, 1458 nt
Organism: Phycomyces blakesleeanus NRRL 1555(-)
Lineage: Eukaryota; Fungi; Mucoromycota; Mucoromycetes; Mucorales; Phycomycetaceae
Exons: 5
Coding region: 1-1458 (485 amino acids)
Biological process (GO): transmembrane transport
Cellular component (GO): plasma membrane
Molecular function (GO): transmembrane transporter activity
Source: RefSeq, a predicted model, not a curated record
AUGGAAAAGCCACAACCGCCGCAGUAUACGUACCCACCGCCACAACACCCAUACACACCACCAAGCUCGUAUCCUACAAACAACUAUACACCUCCUCCUCCUCAAAACAACUAUGGACAGUCAUCUAAUCCAUACCAAGCACCUGAGAAUCAGAUGGAGGAAGGCUAUGAAUCAAAAGGAAAAAUAAGACCACCAAGUGGAUGGAAUGAUCUGUGGGCUGCUGCUCUCUGGAUAGCAAAUAUGGGUGCCUUUAUUGCCCUAAGUGUUAUUGGACUGAGAACAUAUAAUGGCAAAAAAGGAUCCUACAACGGAACACCUUCUAACACACAAUAUUCUGGCCUUACUUUCGAUACCGGAACAUUCAAAAUAUUUGGAUUCUCUGCUAUCGUCGGAUUCGGCCUGAGUUUUUUGUAUCUGAUAUUGGCUAAUAUGUUUCCUCGGCCUUUGAUCAUCAUCACUUUUGUAUGCAGCAUAAUCGUCUACUUUGGGGUCACAAUAUACUAUUUUACACAGCACUACUAUUCUGCUGCCAUCGUUUUUCUGAUAUUCUCUUGUCUUUACCUUCUUGCGUUCUGGUGGUGGAAAAGCCGAAUCCCAUUUGCAACAGUUCUACUGGAGAGAAUUACGUCAAUAACCCGAGAGUAUCCAAGUACCAUCGCAAUCGGUGUACUCUCGCUCAUCAUUCAAACAGCCUUCAGUUUCUGGUUCAUGUUAAAUGUUAUUGGAGUUUAUGAGACAUACUACAGUAAUACCGCUAAUAAUGCUCGUCUGAAUCUUGCAAUGGUGUUCUUGGUUUUUUCAUUUUAUUGGACGUCUCAGGUCAUAACUUAUGUGACCCAUGUUACACUAGCUGGAGUAUUUGCAACUGUAUACUUUCUCAACAACUCUGUCAGCCACCCUGCCCUGGGAAGUGCUAAAAGAGCCCUAACUACAAGCUUCGGAUCGAUAUGCUUUGGAAGUUUACUGAUCGCUUUGGUUAAUCUGAUCAGAUAUUUUAUCCAGAUAGCACGCGCAAACACAGAUAAUGCAAUCCUCGGUUUUGUAUUAUGCAUUGUAGACUGCAUUGUUGGAUGCUUCCAAGGCUUAUUUGAAUGGUUUACGUAUUAUGCUUUUAGCGGAGUGGCCAUUUACGGAAAGCCUUUCAUACCUUCUGCUAGAGACACUUGGACUAUGGUAAAAGAUCGUGGUAUAGAGGCCAUGAUAAAUGACAAUUUGAUAGGCAACGUUUUAUUUAUGGGAGGCCUGCUUGUAGGUGUACUAUGUUCGCUCCUAGGGUUCAUUUAUCUUCAAGUAUCCCAGCCAGCAUAUAAUCAGAGCGGAAGCAUAACCCCAGUAGUGGUUAUGAUGUGCUUCUUGGUUGGCGCUUCUAUGUUCUCUAGUGUUGCUACAGUCAUUUCAAGUGGUGUUGCAACAACCUUUGUCUGUUUAGCAGAUGAUCCUGACGCUUUGAAAAGGUAA